CCCGAAUGAAACAGUUCAACAGCAAUCGUGAAACCCUCCAGAUCGUAAGAUCGCGCGAGAAUAGAGCAACAACAGUGAGACAGCAGUUAAGUUAAAUUUCUGAAAGUUCAAGGAUAAAAGAAGAUAGUGCAAAGACGACGGUACCAAAACGGAAGAGACAAUGAUUUCGAAAAUAUUCAAUACAUUCCACAAGGCCCGCUUCAGCGGCAUACGGAUUGUGCCGGCAAACGCUCCGUCCUUGUAUCAGGAGUGCGUGAAAGUGUUCGUAGCGGAGGUGAAUCGCACAAAUCAAAACGGAAAGCGCAUUUCCGAGUUACAAUUUUUGCCGACGGCGGCACUUGUUAACAUUUUCGAGGAGAUGUGCAAAUACCCAACGCUGCGAGGUGUGCUACGGGAGGCGUUGUCGGAUCCGGAGUUAUUCAUGAGGAUUUUCACUGGACACAACACCAAUCAACUGAUCGUGGAUCAGUGUCUGCGGGAGGCAGGCUUAAGCGGAGAGCCGGUACUUCCGGCUCUUGCAGCGAACUACUGUGAUAUGGUGCAAAAACAACCCCUAGAGGCAGGCACGCCUGAGUUCAUGCGGCGUCUGCUGGGAGCACUUAAGCUUGGCAAAUUUUUGCUCGAAGCUGGUUGGACACGAUGCAGCGUAGACGUGUUAACUAUUGCCGAAAGCAUGAUCUCAUUAAUUGUCGACAAUCGCUUUCAUCGAAAGCUUGAACUGGAUUGCACCCAACUCUUGUUACGGUCCAAGGGUGGCUGCAUGACUUCGCAGGCCAAUGAAACAUGCGAAAAGCUACUUUCAUUGAUCGAGGAUGUCACCGACGUUGAUACUCUAGUCGAAGCGUACCUGCAGGUGGCCAACCAUCAUUAUCGCGCUCAGGAAUAUGAGACGUGUCACGAAUGGGCCCUGAAAACCAUGGACAUGAUCACGGACACCACACCGGUCGAAGACAUCAUCGAGGUACUCCAACUGGAAGCGUUGUACUGCUUUUCCAAACAGCGCUACGAUCUGGGAAGCAUGCUUAUCAGUCAGGCCAUCCAGAGGGCGCGAACGCAUUAUGGAAACCAGCACCGGUUGUACGCCGAUGUGCUUCAUACCUACGGACAGUGUCUGAUGGAAAUGAAUGCCAUCUCGGAAGCCGUUUCAACCUUCAUGGAACUCCUGGAUGUCACCAUCAAACUGUACGGUCGGCUCACCCCACAUGUGCCAAUCAUUCAGGGUUAUCUGGCGUACGGAUUUUAUUUGCGAUCUCAAACCACCGGGCGGUUUGAUAUGGCUUUGGAACAGAUCGACCAAGCCACUGAUCUAGCCAAGCGGCUAAUUCCAGCGAACAAGCAGGUGAUUGAUCAUUUCGGCGAGAUUCGUGUGUUGAUUGUUAAAGGCUACGACAGUGUGGCCGCCGCUACCAAAGAGCGAAAACCAUUAAAGGUGGCUAACUAUCAAAAGUUUCAGUUUUCUGAAAUCCGUGAAAAAUACUUUGAGUUGAACGGGUCCUUUUGAGUAAUGUGCCAUCGUAAUCGUAGUUUAGUUUUUUUUUUUGAAAAUGCUGUUAUUAUUGCUUACGUUAAGCCUUGUAGUUUAAGAGAAAUCAAGUGAUUCACGUGAAAAUGUACAAACAAUAAACCAUGUUAUAUUUAAUA
This is a messenger RNA of Wyeomyia smithii (pitcher-plant mosquito), 1641 nucleotides long. RefSeq lists its product as uncharacterized. The record is from RefSeq and is a predicted model, not a curated record. Gene Ontology annotation, molecular function: protein binding. The transcript has a single exon. Gene Ontology annotation, biological process: intracellular protein transport. The coding region runs from base 161 to 1501 and encodes 446 amino acids. Lineage: Eukaryota; Metazoa; Arthropoda; Insecta; Diptera; Culicidae.